UCUGUUAGCAGUCUGCAAAGGAGGCCAUUUCUCUUGGCACUAGCUCCAUCCGGGUCAGCAGCAGCUGCUCCAGCUGUGAGGAGGGGGCAGGCAAUGGUUGGGUGGGCAGCUAAGUUAACUGUGAGCUUACACCUCAAUCACAAGCCUUUUCUCAAGGGACUGACAGAAUGGCCAGUGAUGGUGCCACUUAAGUGGGGAAUGGAAUGUAAGGGCUACCUGGUCUCUGUAGAUGGCUACAUGAACUUGCAGCUUGCAAAUAAGAAGAAAACAUAGAUGGGGAGAUGUCUGGACAUCUGGGUGAAGCUCUACCCGGUUAUAAUCCUGUAAAUCAGAGGUAUUGAAGA
Molecule: messenger RNA, 344 nt
Organism: Meriones unguiculatus (Mongolian gerbil)
Lineage: Eukaryota; Metazoa; Chordata; Mammalia; Rodentia; Muridae
Product: small nuclear ribonucleoprotein F-like
Exons: 1
Coding region: 94-273 (59 amino acids)
Biological process (GO): mRNA splicing, via spliceosome
Cellular component (GO): catalytic step 2 spliceosome; U1 snRNP
Molecular function (GO): RNA binding
Source: RefSeq, a predicted model, not a curated record